Alternaria novae-zelandiae is the source of this 1644-nucleotide messenger RNA. RefSeq lists its product as uncharacterized. The coding region runs from base 1 to 1644 and encodes 547 amino acids. Lineage: Eukaryota; Fungi; Ascomycota; Dothideomycetes; Pleosporales; Pleosporaceae. The record is from RefSeq and is a predicted model, not a curated record. The transcript is spliced from 2 exons.
AUGUACCGAGCCAACGAACUCAAGCGCUCGUCUUACCACUACCCUCCCACCACUCAACACAUAUUGCCCCGCGAGGAUUUUGUGGACCGUGAUCAGCAACGGGCGCAAGACCACGUUGAGAAGCUCGUCCUUCGCGCCGGCAAUGGCUCGGCAUCGACGGCUUCACCCACACAAACCCUCGAUCGCAGGCCGAUAGAACUUCCAGACCACGUUGUCAUCGCAUGUCCCCGGCGCAUCCACUCUUCCGCGCGCGCAUUUCGCAACGAUCCAAGCGACAAACAAGAGAAGAUCAAUCGAUACCUCGAUGAGCUGGACGCGGCGGUAACCGGAAUCGACCAAGAGCUAAGGGGCUUUUACAAGGUGCGGCCUGGCGGGCAGGUAGCUCCAUGGCGUCUGUCACAUAAUGGCGGAUCGAGCUUGAGGUGGGGUUUCCGGACCGAGGAGACGCAGCCCCUCGAAAACCUCACGGCCGUUUCUGGUGGGCUUCAGUUGCUCCUCCGCAACGGAACCGAAUACUGGGAGCCUGGCUUUGGGGGCAUCAUCGAGGCUGGCCACACCGUCCGCCCAAUGGGCCCCUUCGGAUCGUCGGAACCCGUUGAUACUAGCCACCAAGACACGACUCAGAGCCUCAAUCCACCUGUCACUAAUCGCCCGUGGGGUGACGAGGUCAGCGACCGCCCAAGUUCUGAACUAAAGCGCUCGGUCAGCGCUUCCUAUGGGCCGCCAUAUGGUGAGCUACCCAAGCAUUGGGUAGAGAAGCUCAACCAUUCGGCUGGUUCGCAUUCUCGCGCUGAUGAAGACGACCUGUACCGUCGGGACUCUUUCGGCAAGAGGCCAUAUGCGCCCAAGGUGUUAGUCCACCCCCAGGAGGAUGACUACAAGCUUGCCCAGUCUAGUCUUAACCCAAGCAAGCUUGGCCAGACACGCCACGAAGAAGGUGAGCUUGAACAAAUAUACCGGCGGGAACAUCUUCUCACUGGCACAGCUGCGGCCACCGUUGCGCUUCCACCUAGUCCCUCUGACGGCCCCGACGACGUUGGGUUCGAGGCAGAUGAUGAGCCCCUAGCUGGUUUACCCUUUGACGAGGAGUCUAUCUCAGAUCCGGCUGUACCUGGGCUAAAUAUGGAUUGGGUCUUCCCGAUAGUACCCUCCACACGGAUAUUUGAAGAUCCAGUGAAGCACGAUCAAGGCCAAUUCGUCGCCCAUGUCUACGACGAUGCUUCUAUAAGCCCCUUCACCUCUGCACCCAGUCUGAGGUACACGGAGAGGGCUACUGUUGAGGCGUCGACUUUCUCGGACUUGUACCCUUGCAAGACGGUCGUUGCUUCAUCCAACACCAUCGCCUCAGACUUCCUUGAAAAGAUCCAGCCGACACACGAUGUAGUCGGUCCUCAGCCUACUUGGCCUCGGCUUCCGACGCGCCAAGAUGCCAGCAACGACUUCGUCGUGGACAUGUGCGAAGGCGCGGAGCAGGCGCGCGAGGGAGCGAACUGUCGGCCGAAGGAUGUCUUCUCUGUCAUCACCUUUCUCAAGUCCAUCGGCAACUGCUUUGUGAAGUCUGUUGUCGUGCGUCUUUAUCACCGCCCUCGGGACCGUUCUUUUCGACCAAGAAGAGAUGAUAGAGCCAACGUGAGCGGUUGCUGA